Clonostachys rhizophaga is the source of this 1917-nucleotide messenger RNA. NCBI's taxonomy places the organism in Eukaryota, Fungi, Ascomycota, Sordariomycetes, Hypocreales, Bionectriaceae. The record is from the annotation of a GenBank genome assembly.
AUGGCUGAGGCAUUCGCGAUCAUUGGUCUCACAUCGAGCAUACUCAAAUUUAUCGAGUUCGGCCUCACAAUAACCUCUGCUUCUCGCACCAUCUAUCGAACAGAAGAUGGUAAGGUGCCUGGAAUUCAGGAGCUGGAGAGAGACCUGGAUGAGAUUGAUAGAAGGAACCAGGAAGUCUUGAAUCGCAACACGACUAGCCCGCUGUCCAAAGCGGAACGCCAAAUAUUUUCUACCGUUAAGGACACGGACAAGAUAUCUGACGAUUUAAGAAAACUGGUUGCAAGGCUGGCCAAAAGACCAGCUGCAAAAUCUAAAGCCUGGGAAUCUAGUCGGAUCGCGAUUCAAGCCGCCAUGAGUCGAAACGAGCUAGAAACAUUGAGGCAACGCUUACAAAAACAAGACAAGAAGAUAAGAGAGGGCUUGCGAUCUCUUCUAGAGAGAGACCGCCAUUCGGAACUAAUGGAACAGUUGUACUCUAUCCAGCGAGCCCAUAUUGACCAUUAUAUCAAUCAUGAUAUGAAAUUUGAAAACCUUCAACGACAGAUUCUUGAAAUAACCGGCAGCAUAGAAGGAACUCUGGACAACUUAGUGGCUCAGGUGACGAGUCUCCGAACUAAGAUGGAAAGCCUCAACAGUGAGGCGGAGCUAUGCAGGAAGCAAGCCAGGGUGAUUAAAAGCCUCCACUUCACUGAAAUCCAUCGACGAUGGGAUAAAAUUGAUGACGCUGCCGAGAAUACCAAUGCUUGGCUCUUUCAUCCAUCGGAAGUUUCUUUCCCUUCCUGGUUGGAAUCAGACAGCAGGAGCAUGUAUUGCAUUGCCGGUUUGUGCUUGUGUGGGCAGCCUGGGAGUGAAAAGUCUACGUUAAUGAAAUAUGCAUAUGACCAUCCAUAUACGAUGCUUGGGCUUGAAAAAUGGGCAGGCUCAUCAAGGCUUUGUCUAGCAGCAUUCUCCUUCUGGAACCAAGGAUUUGAAAUGCAAAAGUCCCAGGCUGGGCUCCUACAGUCACUCCUCUAUCAGAUCAUGAGACAAAUUCCUAGCCUCGUGCCACUUGUUGAGGAAAGCAAGCAGCUCCACGAGAUUUGGCAUUUCAGUGAACUGAAAUCACUGUUCGCUCAGAUCAUGUCGGAGACUGCACUCACGACCAAGUUCUGUUUCUUCAUAGAUGGACUCGAUGAAUAUUAUGGGAAUGAGGAAGAUAUAGCCAAGCUGCUUUGUUUGAUCAGCGAAUCACCUCACAUCAAGAUAUGUGCUUCCAGCCACCCUCGCACUGUGUUUGACAAGACACUUAGGUCUGGACAGUACUUUCUUGCUAUGCAAGACUUCACGAAGAAUGAUAUGAGAAACUACGUGCGGACGAAACUUCGAGAAAACUCUGAGUUCAAAGCCCUUGAAAAGUUAGACCCGGACUGCACAACUGUGAUGGACAAAAUCGCCGAGGAAGCAAAUGGUGUGUGGCUCUGGGUCUACUUGGUUACAAGAGACAUUAUACGUGCCGCCAACCGGAAUGAAGGGCCGCGGAAAUUCCACGAGAUCGUCGCAGGGUUUCCUCGCAAAUUAGAGGAAUAUUUUGCGCUUAUAAUAAGCCGAGUCAAUCCCGUUAAUCGCAAGGAGAUGGCCAGAGCAUUCCUUGUCACCAUUUACGAGGUACAACCUUUACCACUUUAUGCAUUCUAUCUUCUCAAUAAAGAGGAGGAAAAUGCAGAAUAUGCGAGUGAAGAACAAGUCUGUAGUCUUUCUGAAUCCGAGGUCCGAAAGAUCGGUCAGACUUGGAAAGCAAGGACCCAUAAUAGAUGCAGUGACCUUCUUGUGGACGAAGGAGAGCAUCCUGUCUUCUUGAUCCAGCCGGUAGACUUUCUCCACCGGACAGUUCGUGAUUUCUUCGAGAUUGGUUCCAAGACAAACUCGAAGAAGAGCUAA